Messenger RNA from Angiostrongylus costaricensis, 936 nucleotides. NCBI's taxonomy places the organism in Eukaryota, Metazoa, Nematoda, Chromadorea, Rhabditida, Metastrongylidae. The record is from the annotation of a GenBank genome assembly.
AUGUGUAAGGUUACACUGAAGGUUUCCAUAGCUCCAGAAAGAACGCUGAGAGCCCGUGCGGUUAUGCUGAGAACUGUACGAGGAGGAUCACCGGGAGAGCAGGCGGGAAUCGUCGAAUUUGUACAGAGAAAAAAUCAGCUUACGGUUAGCGGAAGAGUGAGUGGAUUGACACCAGGUCUUCAUGGUAUGCAUGUCCAUCAAAACGGCGAUCUAGGAAAUGGCUGUCUAGCCGCUGGUGAUCACUACAAUCCUUCCAGUAUGACUCAUGGUUCUCCUACUGCUCGGGUUCGACACGUUGGCGAUCUUGGAAACAUCGUCGCUGGGCCGGACGGCGUUGCGAAUAUCAACGUAGUGGAUACAGUGAUGAGGCUCAAUGGACCGCAAAGUGUGCUUGGACGAGCUCUCGUCAUUCACGCCAUGAGAGACGACCUGGGCGUUGGCAACUCACCACUGAGUGGACGACCCGUGUUGAGAGCUCGUGCGAAUAUGCGUAGAGCUGUCGCAAAUGCCGCUCCAGCUGAGACGAUUGGUUUCGUUGAUUUUGAGCAGAACGGAAAUGUCAUUACAAUUAACGGCAGCGUAUCUGGAUUGACUCCAGGUCUUCAUGGAAUUCAUAUCCAUGAGAGAGGUAAUCUAGGAAAUGGCUGUCUAGAUGCUGGUGGUCAUUACAAUCCGACCAAUAAUCCUCAUGGAGCACCCUCUGAUAGGAUUCGGCAUGUCGGCGAUCUUGGAAACCUCAUCACACCGGAUAGUGGCAAUACUCCGAUUUCCAUUAGGGAUACUGUGGUGAGACUCGAUGGCGUGCAAAGCGUGAUUGGACGAGCUCUCGUCAUUCAUGCCGCUGGCGACGAUCUCAACCGUGGCCUCUCGCCACAGAGUAGCGUGACCGGCAACGCGGGGGGUCGGGUAUCCUGCGGAAUCAUCGAGAUCGUCUGA